Messenger RNA from Caretta caretta (loggerhead turtle), 3304 nucleotides. RefSeq lists its product as uncharacterized. The record is from RefSeq and is a predicted model, not a curated record. Lineage: Eukaryota; Metazoa; Chordata; Testudines; Cheloniidae.
GUAUUGGGCAAUUUGUGUUUUAACGUGUUAGUAGGAGGGGUCACCUCGACCAGCUAACGCAUGUUAGAACCAAACGUUGCUUUGUCUACCUUAAUAUUUUACCCUGUGUUCAUGUGUUAACUAACCUGUUACAGCACAUCUCUUUCUUAGGUAGACAUGGCCAGAAACUGCAGAUGCAAAAUCAGUGUAUGCAAACAUACACAAGAACAGAAUCAGCAUUGCAUGUGCAAAAAGCACUCAUGCAUAAAGCUGGCUUGCAAAUGACCAUUCCAUUUCACAACUUUUCAGGUUUCAAAGUUUUUCAUUCCACACUGGAAUGAAAAUGGAAUUGUGAUGAAAUGUCUGUUUUCAGAUCUAAACCCUCAGGUUUUCAAUUUGGGUCUUUCUUUCUAGAGAGUUCACCCUGGCACUCAGGGACCUUACAGUCAGCUGAAAUUGGCACAUUUCCGCAAAAUGUUUGGUUUUGAUAAAACAGCAUUUUUUUAUUAAAAACUUUUGUUGAAAAUGUUCUGAUCAGCUGUACUUAUGUGCACAGUUAUCUGCCUUGCACGUAGUAAUGCGUCUUUAUAGAAACCUCAUCGAACUGUUGUGAGAUUCAGUGUUUGUGAGCGGCUCUGAGAUAGCAGAUGCUAAAGAGGUACAAAUUAAUAGUUGCAAUUGUUAAAUGCAGGUGGGUUUCCCUCGUGCACCUUAUCCCUAGCACAAGGGCUUUGUGCCACUGAAAGCGUACAUCCACUGGAGUAAGGAAAGAGUUAAUCUUCCAGCCCAAUCUCCCUGGUGGUUAAGCAACAGCUCACUGUGCAUCUCCUGAAGGGUUUUCUGUUUGCUGGGUUAACAGUGUAGACUCAGAUUGAUGAUGCAACUAUCCAGCAGCCCAUAGCCCACCCAUCUUCCUCCUGCAGAUCAAUCCAGCAGCUCAGCAACAUGGAUCCCAGUCUGCGAACAGCAAGAGGGAGCACACACAGGCAGCAUGGGCUGUGAAAUGGGACAGGCACUCAUCAGAGCCUCGAGCAGGGAGCACCGAGCUGGAGCCAUGGGGACUGUGGCACUCUAUAUGCUUGUUUCUAGCGUGAUACAGAACUGCUGCGUGAGGAGCAGCCAGUGCAGGGCGGAACCGGAUGGAGAAGUGAACACCUGGGAUGAGGGAGUUGGAAAUACCCCAGCCUCUGUCACCAGCCUCCUGCAGCUCAGACAGGCUGAUGCCAGAGGAGAGGGGCUCUCUGCCAAGGUCCCCCUGGUAAAAGCAAGUGAGGCAGCUCACACAAGGGGAACCAGCUUCCCCUCACGUCCUGGGCCCAGCCCGGAUUCAGGAACCUCCUUUAGUUCCUCCACCUCGGGGAGGGCCCUGCCUGCAGGAGAGGUUUCUGCCCUGGCGUUGCCCUUGGAACAGGAAGGUGAAGGACGUGGCACUGCAGCCCCAGCAGGGAGCGCUGCCCAGCGGCCACCUGGAGAUAUCGAGCAUCCCUCAGGGAUGUGGAGCAAGGAAAUCCCCGCUCGCCACAGGAGCAAAGUGUAUUCUCGGCCUGCUGGAAACGCUACAGGGAUGGUACGAUUGUCCGCCCAAAGGAAACAGGACAAUGCCACCUGGCCUCCCGUCACGACAGCAAGGCAGAAAUCUCCACCUGCUUCCAACUGGCUCCCCGUCCUGGAGAAGCAUGACAUCCCAGUGGUUGUGGGGGUCUCCGUGUCUCUGGCUUUGAUAUUCAUUUCCAUGGGGGUGUAUUCAUUCCGCCAGAAAAUAGAGCACGCCAAAGGCAACAGUACUUCUUCUCAAAAAUCCUCUAAUUCUCGGAGAAGGAGAAAUUACUUGGACGUGGAUGAGGCAUACGAGAACAGGGCAUUCGAAGUUGAAUGCACUGUCGACGCUAUUGAGCAGAAUCCGUACGACAGCAGCACGUCCCCCCACCUGCUGCAUUCCAACCCCACGCUCCCUGCAGAGGCGGCUGGGCACCGAGAGGAACCUCCGGGUGUUGCUGCUGGCAAGGUUCUGCAGACAGCACAGGCCUGGGCAGCGGAAUUGCUGGGCAGGAGCACGGCUCCAGUUGUGUUCUCUGCUCCUUGCGACGUGCAUGUUGCGUCAUACCAGGACUCCCCAGUGUCCCUGCAGCAUGAGUCUGCUCAUCAGGAGAAACACCCAAGCCCUCACAAAGCUCCACCCUCUUCUGUGUCUGCGGAGUUGAAGAGUGCCAGGCCCGGGGAGCCUGGUGCAAGGGCCCCUGGCAUGUGCUCUGUAACCUCUCCGUCUCUCCAGCACAUUGGCACCACGCUGUAUUUCCACGGGCCUGAGCCACUGCUCCGGAGCAUCGUACCGCUUGGGAGGAACGCCAGUGGGAAUCAUGGCCAAGUUACUGCAGCCCCUUUGGUGGGGAUGGUGGAGUGUUCCCCUCCCAGAGCUCAGUCCAGCUCUGAAACAGUCAGGAUGUCUGUUACAGUGGAAAUACACCUGUAUCCUUGCAGCCCAGAGAUGUCAUCAUCCCCGGCAACCACUCAGACUGUCUCCGAUUCAUCUCCUCCAGAGGCAGCAGGGGCAGCAUCCCAGCAGCCAGCUUCGCUGGUAGGCCCUGGGCCCAGGAGUUUUUUGUGACUGGAUUAAAACUGACCCAGUGAAGUCUUGAAGAGAACAAAAUAACUCUUCUCUGGCAGAGUGAGGCCAGGAGCAGCCGCGUGCCCUGAUGAUUGGUGCUCCUAAGUGGGUCAGAAUAUUCUACUAUGUAUAUGAAUGUUUGUUCUUUGGUCCUCCUCAUCUGCUCCUGUCUCUAGCUUUUUGAUUCGCUCUCCUCUGUGCUACAUCAGCCACAAACCCCCCAGCUGCAGAAUGUCUAGCCAUAAAAUAGCAAGAAGGCGCUCCAAGUCAUCAAAUCCCUUGGCACUGUGUGUCGGUAGAGUCACAAUUAGGGCUUGGGACACUCUUGGCUUGGAGAAUGAAUUGAGGACAGUUACAAGACCAUUGUUUUACUGUGCAGAUUGCAAAGCCCUGUGUCCUGGGAGCAUCCAGGGAAGGAUACAGCAAGAUCAUGGGCAAACACUGCAGCACCAUGUGCCUGUAGCAGAAGAAGUCCCGUUCUGAUGGAACGGAAGACGUGCAAUGAACCCUACAGGAAGCAUUUUGUGUGUCUGGCAUGGAGAUGUGUGACAUUGUGACUGACUGGAUAUCUCAUUCUGUGAUGUGGACACAGAACCCUGCUGGGGGAGAUUAACAUCGGGGUAGAUGUUAUGCUAGAGAGACGCUGUGAAAGAAUGUAAGCGCUGUGUUGUCAGCAUCUGGAGCUUUAAAAUAAACCCAUGGUGACAUGGAUGAAAUGUC